CGGGCCGCGCCCUUCCUCCGACUCCGCCCGCGCGCCCGGCAGACCCGCGGCGGCGCGGCGCCCAGUCGGGAGGAUGCGGCGGCGCUCGCGGAUGCUGCUCUGCUUCGCUGCGCUCUGGGCGCUGGGCAUCGCCUACUACAUGUACUCGGGGGGCGGCUCCGCGCUGGCUGCGGGCGCGGGCGGCAGCGCGGCCCGGAAGGAUGACUGGAAUGAAAUCGACACAAUUAAAAAGAAAGACCUUCAUCACAGCACCGGGGAUGAGAAAGCCCAGAGCGUGGAGACCCUCCCUCCAGGGAAAGUGCGAUGGCGGGACUUCCACCAGGAGGCCUACGUCGGGGGAACCGUGGUCCGCUCCGGGCAAGACCCCUAUGCCCGCAACAAGUUCAACCAGGUGGAAAGUGAUAAGCUGCAGAUGGACAGAGCAGUGCCGGACACCAGACACGACCAGUGUCAGCGGAAGCAGUGGCGUGUAGACCUGCCGGCCACCAGCGUGGUGAUUACGUUCCACAAUGAGGCCAGGUCGGCCCUUCUGAGGACGGUGAUCAGUGUGCUGAAGAAAAGCCCGUCCCACCUCAUAAAAGAAAUCAUCUUGGUGGAUGACUACAGCAACGACGCUGAGGACGGGGCUCUCUUGGGGAAAAUCGAGAAGGUCCGGGUCCUCAGAAACGAUCGGCGAGAAGGCCUGAUGCGCUCCAGGGUCCGGGGGGCCGACGCGGCCCAGGCCAAGGUCUUGACAUUCCUGGACAGCCACUGCGAGUGCAACGAGCGCUGGCUGGAGCCCCUCCUGGAGAGGGUGGCCGAGGACAGGACUCGUGUCGUGUCACCCAUCAUCGACGUCAUCAACAUGGACAACUUCCAGUACGUGGGGGCAUCUGCUGACCUAAAAGGCGGUUUUGACUGGAACUUGGUGUUCAAAUGGGAUUACAUGACACCCGAGCAGAGAAGAUCUAGGCAAGGGAACCCAGUCGCCCCCAUAAAAACACCGAUGAUUGCUGGAGGGCUGUUCGUGAUGGACAAGCUCUACUUUGAAGAGCUGGGGAAAUAUGACAUGAUGAUGGACGUGUGGGGAGGCGAGAACCUGGAGAUCUCAUUCCGCGUGUGGCAGUGCGGCGGCAGCCUGGAGAUCGUCCCCUGCAGCCGCGUGGGACACGUGUUCCGGAAGCAGCACCCCUACACGUUCCCGGGGGGCAGCGGCACCGUCUUCGCCCGUAACACCCGCCGGGCAGCAGAGGUCUGGAUGGACGAAUACAAAAAUUUCUAUUAUGCAGCAGUGCCUUCCGCCAGAAACGUUCCUUAUGGAAACAUCCAGAGCCGACUGGAGCUUCGGAAGAAACUGAGCUGCAAGCCGUUCAAGUGGUACCUUGAAAAUGUCUAUCCGGAAUUAAGGGUCCCCGACCACCAGGACAUAGCUUUUGGGGCCUUGCAGCAGGGAACCAACUGCCUGGACACUUUAGGACAUUUUGCUGAUGGUGUCGUUGGCGUCUACGAGUGUCACAAUGCAGGCGGGAACCAGGAAUGGGCCUUGACAAAGGAGAAGUCGGUGAAGCACAUGGACCUGUGCCUGACCGUCGUGGACCGGGCUCCCGGCUCGCUCAUAAAGCUGCAGGGCUGCCGAGAAAACGACAGCAGACAGAAAUGGGAACAGAUCGAGGGCAACUCCAAGCUGCGGCACCUGGGCAGCAACCUGUGCCUGGACAGCCGCGCGGCCAAGAGCGGGGGCCUGAGCGUGGAGGUGUGCAGCGCCGCCCCGUCGCAACGGUGGAAGUUCUCGCUCAACCUGCAGCGGUAGGAGCGGCCGCGGCCCGUCCCCACCAUCAGGCGGAGUCCGGUGAUCACAUCAUUGAUUAUGUUUCUUAGACUUUCCACGAAACUAUAUACCUCAGUAUUCCAUCACGGUCUGAAAAUUGGAGGGCUGCCGCCAUGCGCAGGGCCUGGGCGGACGCGGAAGAGGCGACAGGCGAGGGCGGCCCUGGCAGCACAGGUGCGGCCCGGCCUGGCCCGUGCUCAGCCCCCGGUGUGAUGCUCACUGGACCCCGCAGGAGAGAAGCCACCAAGCAAGCCGGGCCGGGGGCGCGGGGGGCGGGGGUCGAGUCGCUAUGUCACAGCCAGGGGAACCAUUUGAGGUCUCCUUUUGGCCCCAUGACACCGUGCACGGUUUCCGCGCCACCCAGUCAUGCCUUGAUGCAGAUCUACGUUGACCCAUGUUGACCCCUCUCCCUGCCCGCCCAGUUCCAGCCGUCUCCCUAGCACAGACCCCUCCCUCUUCCACAUGACGUACUUGCUAUAUCUGACUGUGGACUUUGAUGUGGCGGGACACUAAACACGAACACCUGUAGAGAAAGCGUGCAGGCCAUCCCUCCGGGCUCUGAGGGUUGUCCUUGUCCCGUAAAUUCCCUGCAAAGCAGUUCACAGCUGUGAGGAGGAGCUCGGGCGGGUGGUGGGGGGAGCCUGCGGCCUCCUUGACCCCUGGAGCCUUGUCGCCGACCAGGUGCUACUGCGGAGGCCCCGGCCACCAGCCUCGGCCCAGGCGCCCCUGCCGGCUUCCAGCCUGGGGUCACUGCUCUGUGUGGGAACCCACUUUUUCAUGUCUGUGGUGUCUGUAAAUCUGGAUGGGUUACUUACGUUGACAAGUAUUUCUUUGGGUUUUCUUACGUUUUCUUUUUAAGAGAAAAGCCCCCCACCCCGCAGCUCCUGAGGAUGAUUGGAAGCUGCCACAGGCCAGCCAGGGCCCUGGCACCUGGCCUGCCCGCUGUGUCCCCCCAGGCCCAGGUGACUGCCUCGGGGGCUGUGGGUCAGAAUUAGGAAGCGCGGACACCAAGCAGUGCCUGGUCAUCGGCACCGAGGAUUCAAGUUGCAGACAGGGGCCGUGAGGUGUAGGAAGCAGGUGUCAGUACCAACCACACACAGUUAAGACCUGAAGGUAAUAAUAGGUGGGGGUGCCUGGGCACCUGUCCCGAUGCCCAGGAGUGUCCUUGCACAGCGCUCCUGCCUCCGAGGUGUCCCCACAGGCAGCGAUCCCUGCAGACCGGCCCCCGCAUGAUGACACGGAUGGGGUGUGGCUGGGUGACUGUGCCCCACGGCCUCUCCCUUCUUGCCCUCUGCCAAGCAGCCAGGUGUACUUCCAGUGCACAGGGAGGCCAUGGCUGGAUUAACUCUGCACACUUGGGUCUUCGGAGGCCGAUCUUGCCUCCAAGUGGGCUGUGGGAGAGAGGCCAGGCCCCUUGCAGGGCUUUUGCAUUGGGGUGGGCGGGAGCCAGUCGCCGAGCCCGUGCCCUCAGCCCGAGCCUUGGGGUUCCGUCACCAGACCCUGCCACCUGUGAGCUACUGCUGCUGUUAGGAAAACUGCCCCACUGAUGGGAAACAAAUUUGGCUUUGAUAGACAACGGAUUUUGAUCAGGUUCUUAGUGAAUCCUUCACCUACUCACCUCCACCCCACCCACCCAGAUGUCUUAUCAACCUUUGUACCAUCAGGAUGGGACCCCUUGGGGGGCCGCUCCCCAUCCCUGAGCUGGGGCAGUGGCCUCGGAUGGUGGGGUGUCUGGAGCAGAGGUAGACUGGGAGGGCUCCCUGGAGGCGAGCGAUGUUUACAUGACACAGUGUGCCAAAGUGACUUACUGUGGCUGCAUUAUUUUUUAGUCAUCGAGUCGACCCCGCCCUCCCACUCCCCUUUGUACAAGUGAAGACUCUUUCCUAGGAGCCCUUUGAGCAAACUGCGGCCGAGCUAGCGGUCUUCUCUGCGGUGGUCUUUCUUAUAUCUUCAUAAAAGCUAACAUGAUGGUAUCUGUGAGUAUGUUUUGCAAAUUCAAAAUAUAGUUUGGUAAUUUUUUUUCCAGUUGAUUUUUAAAAAGAACUGCUGUACAGAGCUUGUACUUUGUCCGUUUUAUAGAUGGAAACCAUCCUCGAAAAUUGUUUAACUUAAAUAAAGAGAAGAUACUUUAUAGAUAA
Molecule: messenger RNA, 3945 nt
Organism: Manis pentadactyla (Chinese pangolin)
Lineage: Eukaryota; Metazoa; Chordata; Mammalia; Pholidota; Manidae
Gene: GALNT2
Product: polypeptide N-acetylgalactosaminyltransferase 2
Exons: 16
Coding region: 74-1789 (571 amino acids)
Cellular component (GO): Golgi apparatus
Source: RefSeq, a predicted model, not a curated record